AUGGAAAAGGACCUGAGAAGAUUUCUGCAGCCCAGUCUCUUCCUUGUGCUGUACUUGUCGCACGUGAAGUCCAUCCAAACAGUUAAUCUGGUGGAUUUCUGUGGACAGACCAUCAGGGCUGAUGGGAUCAUUGUCAACUCACACCAAGAAGCUCAGAAGUACUAUUUUGUCACAGUCGGGACUGAUUGUAGAUUUACGGUGCAAGCCGUUUCGCCAAAGGACAAAGUUCAUUUCCAGUUUAGAUACUUUUUGGUAUAUAGCCUGCUGAGAGAGUCUUCUAUCCUUCAGCCCCUGACCUUGCCUCCUCACCUGCAGCGCAAUGCAACAGGACCUCUUGACACAUGCAAUGCUGGAUCAUACGUGCAAUUUUAUGAUGGUAAGGAUAGAACUUCUUCACCAAUUGGCUCUCUUUUAUGUGGAAAGAACAUCCCCAAGCCAAUUUUAUCAACUGGCAACUACCUAACUCUGAGACUGGUCACCAGAGGUCAACAGCCCAGGGUGGACUUUAUUGGACAUUUCACAUCUUACAGGCCUGGUUUGAAAUCUUCAGAGUGCAGUGGAGAGGCAUAUUUUCAAUACCAAAAUGGAAACUGUAUUCCGAUGAGUCUGGUCUGUGAUUCAGAAAGUAUUGACAACUGUAGUGAUGCAAGUGAUGAGUCAGCAUUUCUUCCAGACAAAUGUAGAGAUGAUCCUGUGCACUGUGCCAGGAUCAUCUGA
Molecule: messenger RNA, 717 nt
Organism: Mobula hypostoma (lesser devil ray)
Lineage: Eukaryota; Metazoa; Chordata; Chondrichthyes; Myliobatiformes; Myliobatidae
Gene: ldlrad2
Product: low density lipoprotein receptor class A domain containing 2
Exons: 5
Coding region: 1-717 (238 amino acids)
Molecular function (GO): protein binding
Source: RefSeq, a predicted model, not a curated record